GAGAAUUCCAAACCAAAAGCGUGGUAGUUCCUAGCCUUGUUGCUGGUGUCUUCGAUCUCUUCUCCGCGUCCGGAGCUCUUUGGUGGCUGUUAGCUCUUUGAUUUCAUGAAAUUAAGAGCCCAUGGCAAGCCAUCCUGGAAAAGCUACUCCUCCUAAUGGGUCUGUGUAUGUGUGCAACUUGCCUUAUGGAACAGAUGAAAAUAUGUUGGCUGAAUAUUUUGGCACCAUUGGAUUACUGAAGAAAGAUAAACGUACAGGGAGACCAAAGAUAUGGUUGUAUCGAGACAAAGAGACUAAUGAACCAAAGGGAGAUGCUACUGUGACAUAUGAGGAUCCACAUGCUGCUGUAGCUUCAGUUGAAUGGUUUAACAACAAAGACUUUCAUGGUAGUAUUAUUGGAGUUUAUAUAGCAGAAUCAAAGAGCAAGGAUGAGCAAGCAUAUAGUGCAGCUGGUGAACCAAAUGUUGGUGGCCCCAUUGGUGAACUGGAGGAAACUAACAUGGAUGUGAAUGGAGGUGGUGGAAGAGGUAGAGGUCGAAGUGAUUCUUCAGGCAAAGCGUGGCAACAAGAAGGCGAUUGGUUGUGUCCGAAUACAAGUUGUUCCAAUGUGAAUUUUGCAUUUCGUGGUGCAUGCAAUCGCUGUGGAAGCGCUCGCCCUGCUGGUGCUGCUGGUGCUGCAGGGGCUGGUGGCCGUGGUAGGGGACGUACUGGGCAGGAUUCUGGGAGCGUUGGGCGUCCCGCUGGUGGAGGACUCUUUGGUCCUAAUGAUUGGCCUUGUCCUAUGUGUGGCAAUAUCAACUGGGCAAAGCGAACUAAAUGCAAUAUUUGCAAUACAAAUAAGCCAGGUCAUAGUGAGGGUGGUGUAAGGUAUUAUCUAUAAUUCUUUUGGUAUUUCUGUACUGCUAGCUAAGAUCAUAUAGGUUUAAAUCGUGAUAUCAUUUGAGUAGGCCAUUCCGUAUGUUGUUUUGUGGUAUUAUACUCAAUAUAUUGGGAAAGGGAUUUAAUAGCAACAUAAAAUGGUGAUUCUGAAUCUCCAUGAAAUGCGCAUUUCUCUAGAAAUUUUUGUUAGACCAUUUGAUAAUCUUUACCUGCUGUUGGAAUUCCUUGACCUGCUCGUGUUUCUGUGCUUGACAGAAGGAUUUGGUUUCAGGUCGAACUGCACAUUUUCUUCCUUUAUCAGAGUGUUUCUGUAAAGGAUCCUUCCAAGUUAAAGGUUUUUGUUUGGUCGAUGAUAAUAAUAG
Molecule: messenger RNA, 1241 nt
Organism: Neltuma alba
Lineage: Eukaryota; Viridiplantae; Streptophyta; Magnoliopsida; Fabales; Fabaceae
Product: transcription initiation factor TFIID subunit 15-like
Exons: 5
Coding region: 122-880 (252 amino acids)
Biological process (GO): regulation of DNA-templated transcription
Molecular function (GO): RNA binding
Source: RefSeq, a predicted model, not a curated record